AUGACGCUUUUUACGCUUAAGAGUACGAGUACUACGAGCGCGACGCGAACGCGCGUUCUCGCGAACGACGAGAGAACGAGAAAAAGACGGAAAUAUCGUUCGCAGUUUUAUGCGUUUUCGUCAAAGACGAAGCGUUCUUUCGAGUCGGAAAAGGGGGAUUUUUCCGCGACGAUUCCAUCGGCAUCGCGUCACGGCGUAACGGCUUUCAUCACGAACGGUCGGGGGGAGUUGAUGCGAACAUCCGCGCAUCCAACGCUCGCUUCAUUCUCGAUCCAACCGAUAGACUCGUUUGGAAUUUGGGCCGUAUUAUUAGCGUCCUCGCACUUCGGCACGUGGGCGGAAACGAAACCGUGGGGGGCGUCCCUAGGCGGCGCGUGUUUGAUUAGUGCCUUGACGACCUUGAUUUUAGCAAAUAUAGGCGUCAUACCGCACGUAUCGCCGACGUAUGAUCAAAUCAACCACAUCAUUUUACCACUCGCGGUACCGCUGCUUUUAUUCAGCGCGAAUUUAAACGUGGUGUUUAAAUCCACCGGAAGGUUGGUGCCUUUGUUUUGUUUCGGAUCGAUCGGGACGUUGCUCGGCGGCGUCGUCGGAUAUAUGCUCGUGCCUCUUUUGUCCUUGGGCGACGAGGCGUGGAAAGUGUGCGCGGCGUUGACGAGCAGGCACAUCGGCGGGGCGGUGAAUUACGUGGCCGUGGCGAACGUGUUGAACGUGAGCCCGAAAGUUUUAGGCGCUGGGUUAGCCGCGGAUAAUUUGUGCAACGUUUUGUAUUUCGCGUUGCUGUUUUACUUGGCCAGGGACGCGGAGUACGUUAAAGACGGCGAAGAAGAGAAGAGUACGAGUAUAAGUAGUAGUGGUAGUGGUAGUGAAAAUAGUGGUAGUGCGAGUAGUACGAAUAGUAAUUCGUCGUCGUCGGCGGCUUCAGAAAAAGAGAUUGACGAGAUUGCAAAGGAGGACUCUUCCGGUAAAGGUUUCAGCACCUACAACGCCUCCGCGGCGCUCGCGUAUUCCGCGGCGUCCUGUUACCUCUCCAAAUCGUUAUCGACGCUCAUCAACGGCUCGACGUCGCUCACCAUCCCGAUCGCGACCAUCUUUUCUGUUUUAAUCGCCACGACGUUUCCGAAACAGUGCAAAGAAGUCGCGCAAUCCGGUGAAGCUUUAGCCGCGUUAGCCAUGAACGCGUUCUUCGCCACGGUUGGCGCUUCCGGGUCGAUUGCCGACAUGUUGUCCACGGCGCCGUCCUUGUUUUUCUUCUCCAUGUGUCAAGUCUUGACGCAUUUAACGUUCCUUUUAUUCGCGGCGAAACUCUUCAACUUUCGUCGCUCGGAGGCGUUAAUCGCGAGCAACGCCAACGUCGGCGGUCCGACCACCGCCGCGGCGAUGGCGGCGAGUUUGAAAUGGUCUUCUUUGGUCGUCCCGGGGAUGCUCGUCGGCGUGCUCGGGUACGCCGUCGCGACGUUCAUAGGUUUGGGUUUUGGCGAGUUCGUCUUGAAAUCUUUUCUGAAACUCACUUAA
Molecule: messenger RNA, 1515 nt
Organism: Bathycoccus prasinos
Lineage: Eukaryota; Viridiplantae; Chlorophyta; Mamiellophyceae; Mamiellales; Bathycoccaceae
Exons: 1
Coding region: 1-1515 (504 amino acids)
Source: RefSeq, a predicted model, not a curated record